AACUCGGGAUCGGGAGCUGGUCCCCUCAAGAGUUAGUCACUGCAGCGGAUUUGACCCUAGGUACCAGAACAACUGAGGCAGUGGGAUCACCGGCGACCAUGGUGGAGGGAGGUGAACCGAGAGGCUGGAGCCACUUUGGUGGCGGGAAUUGUAGUUUUCGGUGUUCCGAAGACUCGGUUGGACAGACUUACGGCUGAGCAGGUUUACACUACAUCUCCCAAAGUUCCAUAGCAGCUCGACUUGGGCCGUUCCUGACAAGAUCUGCAUUUUGGGAUAUGAAGUCCAAAAUGUGGCAAGGCGUGGCCAUGUCCAAAGAGAGGUGCUGGACUCGGACUCAGUUUCCCUGCGGCCCCGGCAGACUCGUUGGCUAUUGGCUGAGCGGGGCGGAUCUGGUCCCGCUCCUCCCCGCCCCAGUGACACAAUAGCAGCUCCCUCCAAGAUGGCGGCGGCGACGGCGGACCAGGGAGCUGGGAAUCCGCAGGCUGGAGACACCUCCGGCGGGGGUGCGGGGGGCGGUCUGCCGUCCCCGGGGGAGCAGGAGCUGAGCCGGCGCCUGCAGCGCCUGUACCCCGCGGUCAACCAACACGAGACGCCGCUGCCGCGCUCCUGGAGUCCCAAGGACAAGUACAACUACAUCGGCCUCUCCCAGGGCAACCUCCGCGUCCACUACAAAGGUCAUGGCAAAAAUCACAAAGAUGCGGCCUCAGUGCGGGCCACCCACCCCAUACCUGCUGCCUGUGGCAUUUAUUACUUUGAGGUGAAGAUUGUCAGCAAAGGAAGAGAUGGGUACAUGGGAAUAGGACUCUCAGCUCAAGGCGUCAACAUGAACAGACUUCCUGGUUGGGACAAACAUUCCUAUGGUUACCAUGGCGACGAUGGGCAUUCCUUCUGCUCGUCAGGGACUGGCCAGCCCUAUGGUCCCACAUUCACCACAGGAGAUGUGAUCGGCUGCUGCGUCAAUCUCAUCAACAGCACCUGCUUCUACACCAAGAAUGGCCACAGCCUUGGUAUAGCCUUCACAGACCUCCCGGCCAACCUGUACCCCACCGUAGGCCUGCAGACGCCAGGGGAGAUUGUGGACGCCAACUUUGGGCAGCAGCCCUUCCUGUUUGACAUUGAGGACUACAUGCGGGAGUGGCGUGCCAAGGUCCAGGGCACUGUCCACUGCUUCCCCAUCAGUGCCCAGCUUGGCGAGUGGCAGGCAGUGUUGCAGAACAUGGUCUCAUCUUACCUGGUGCAUCAUGGGUAUUGUGCCACGGCCACAGCUUUUGCCCGAAUGACUGAAACCUCGAUUCAGGAAGAACAGGCCUCCAUAAAGAACAGACAAAAAAUCCAGAAGCUGGUGCUAGAGGGCCGCGUGGGUGAGGCUAUUGAGACCACACAACGCUUCUACCCAGGGCUGCUGGAGCAUAACCCCAAUCUGCUCUUCAUGCUCAAGUGCCGACAGUUUGUGGAGAUGGUGAAUGGGACCGACAGUGAGGUCCGCAGCUUGAGCUCCCGAAGCCCCAAGUCCCAGGACAGCUACCCUGACUCCCCCAGCUUCAGCCCCCGCCACGGCCCCAGUAGUUCCCACGUGCACAACACAGGAGCAGACAGUCCCAGCUGCAGCAAUGGCGUCGCAUCUACCAAGAGCAAACAGAACCACAGUAAAUACCCCGCACCCAGCUCCUCCUCCUCCUCCUCGUCCUCCUCGUCUUCCUCCUCCCCGUCCUCCAUCAAUUACUCUGAAUCCAACUCAACAGACUCCACCAAGUCCCAGCCCCACAGCAGCACCAGUAACCAGGAGACCAGUGACAGUGAGAUGGAGAUGGAGGCAGAGCAUUACCCCAAUGGUGUGCUGGACAGCAUGUCCACACGCAUCGUCAAUGGUGCCUAUAAGCAUGAGGACCUGCAGACAGAUGAGUCCAGCAUGGAUGAUGGUCAUCCCCGGAGGCAGCUCUGUGGAGGGAACCAGGCUGCCACAGAAAGGAUUAUCUUGUUUGGCCGUGAGUUGCAGGCACUGAGCGAGCAGUUGGGCCGGGAGUAUGGCAAGAAUUUGGCCCACACAGAGAUGCUGCAGGAUGCCUUCAGCCUGCUGGCCUAUUCGGACCCCUGGAGCUGCCCUGUUGGCCAGCAGCUCGAUCCCAUCCAGAGGGAGCCAGUCUGUGCUGCCCUCAACAGCGCCAUUUUAGAAUCUCAAAAUCUGCCAAAGCAGCCCCCUCUGAUGCUCGCCCUGGGCCAGGCCUCUGAAUGUCUGCGGCUCAUGGCCCGAGCGGGCCUGGGAUCUUGCUCCUUUGCCAGAGUUGACGACUACUUGCACUAGCUGACCACGUUGGCUGGCCCCACCUGGCCUCCUGCGACCCCCAGGCUGGAACAGCCCUGCCCUCCAUAGGCACCUAGCACAGGGACCUGGAAGCCAUGGGCAGAGUCCACUCCUGCCGACACCUGCCUGGCCUUCCCCUCCUCUCCUUUUCCUUCCUGCCUUCCUUCCUUUUCCUUCCUGCCUUCCUCCUUUUCCUGCUCCUUCAGUCUGUCUCUCCCCCGUUCACGUGCAGCGGCCUAUAACACAGUAUUGGCUGGUUACUCUCAUGUAGCGCCUUCUACUUUGAAAGGGGGGUUGUUUUGAAGGGAGGCUGGGUUUUUUAAUCUUUUUUUCCCUCCUGACUGAGCCACCAGUAUUUAUCUCUGGAGAGUUUGUGCUGAGCUGGUUUCUGCUAAUUUAGUGAUGAAGCCUAUCCAAGUUGGUGAUAGCUUAUUAUUUUCAUAAUUAAAAAAUGAGAUUAUAUAUAUAUAUAUAUAAAACAAAACAGUAUUUAUCAUAGUGUUAGUGAUCCUGCACCUCUUGGGUGAGGCUGUCCAGACACCAUAUGUUUUUAUUCGAGUCCCACUCAUUAAAAAAGAAUCAUCUCUGUCACCUCAACCAAGUGGUUUGUUUCUUUUAGGCUCCCCCUUCAUUGAGGCACAGGUCCAGCUGAGCCUAGGGAAGCCGAAUAGGACUUUGGGAGGGGGACCUAGUGAGAGGGGACCUAAGCUGGUUUGCUGUAUCCCCAAAAGUGUGGGGUCCCAGGCACCUAAGAGCUGGACUGAGUAGGCAACUGCAAGGCUUAAGGUCCAGAGAUGACAAGUUGGCCCAGGGCCACACAGCAAAGCAAGGGAGUAGAGGGUCCUUGGCCAGCACGCUGUCUACCAUCCUACCCUGCAUCUCACUGCCUGCCUCAACUCCUUUUCUCUAUUCCCUUUUUUAUGCCCUGCUUUCCCUUAUUAAGGUGGCCAAAUAAUUCAUUUACUCUAAAUUGAUUGCCUGGAAACUACCUGCCUUCGACCUGAGAGCUGCUGUGUCAGGCUGCGGGGAGGAAAUCUCCAUUCCCAGGACGGAGGCCCUCGAGCAUCUUCUCCAUCUCUGCAGAGUUCUGUUGGAAUGGAUGCUUUCUGUCAAGAGCCAGUCAGUACCUUGUGGAGGCAGAUUCUUGGGUUGGCUGAUUCCUGGAGCAGCAGAGUGCUUGACCCCUAGGCCAGCCCUUACUCCAGUUUUGCCAGGCAGCUCCCUGCAGCUUGGCCCCAGCCACUGUUCAGCAAAGUGUCAUGAGUAUUUGCUGGCCAACGAAAGGCACCCCAUGGGCUUUACAAAUGUCCCACUAGAUGUUUCCAGAUGGAUCCUCACAGCUGGGGGGACAUUACCAUCAGGAAUCGGGAGAGGAAGGUCUUAGAUGGUUGCCAGAACUUGAUGGGCCAUCUGUGGAGAGGGGAGGGAGGAGACCUACCCAGAGGAGGACCAUGAAGUGGGAGACUUCCCUACCUCCCUCACAGGCCUUGGGGAGGGCACAAGCAGCCUCCUGCAAAGGGGAGGGUCAGCCAUGGCAAGGCCAGAAGUUGAACUUGCAGGCCCUGCUUGGACCUGGGCUGUAUAAACUAUUGUUCCAUUGUUAGUGGACAUAGGAAUGCUUGGUAUGGCCUGAGAUAUUCAACACCCACCAGGCCUCGGCAGGCCCGCAUCUGGAAAAGAAACAUGAUUGAGUCGGACCAACUGCUGGAGAUGUGCAGAAGCCUGGCCCUGUGCUCUCCCACAGUUUUGCCUUGGGAGUGACUUUAUGGGCUGCUGCUUUUUCUUGAUCCCUGCCAGGGCCCCAGCUGGCAGCCCACGUAGGAGAGGUUAUCCUACCUGUAAAGGAAAAUCAUCUUCUGCAAGGCUGGGAAUGCCUAGUUCCCAAACCCAGAGGGUAGAAACAUCAGGCCGUUAAAAUGAUCAUAGCCUACCUAGCAGGAUUGGGAACCAAAACCAAAGGCUUUUGCGUGGGAACGGAGUUCAGAGAACAUCUUCUCCACCAGUUCUCUUUUACAGAUAAGGAAACAGACCCAGGAGAUAGAUUUGGCCAAAGUCACACAGCAAAUUAAUGGCAGAGCUGGGACUAGCCACAUCCCUGCCAGUUGGGCAACACUGUUGAGUCCUAAAAGCUGAAUAGUGGAUGAGCCCCCUGUGAGGGGUUAGGCUGACGUGGCCUCCAACAGCGACUGAGCAGGGUUGUGUGAGGGGUGGAGAUGGGUGCCUGGGCUUGGCUUGUGGAGUAGCUGAGAAUGGCCCAGGAGGGCUUGGGACAGCUGCGUGCUGCAUGGGGUUUGCUGUCCGUCUGGCUCGCACUCAGUACCCAUGGCUGCCUCCCCAUUUUCUGUGCCUUAUCUCACUGUUUCUGCUGAGUCCAAGUUUACUCUGUUCCUCUCCAGAGGGGUUCUCUGUCCCAGCUGGACAGCUCACCUUUGGGACAUAAGCCUUUGCCCCACAAACCGUGGAGAUGGCCAAAAACAAGCUGCUUGAGCCCACCGUCUUGCUGAUAGUGCAGGCCUGCCUGCCAGCCAGAGGAGCCCCUAUGCACAACCAGUCCUACCCACCCGCUUCCAGGAGCUGAGUGGGGGAGGAGCCUGGUGAAGGGCUGGACCUGGCUCUGUGGGGCUAUCUAGCCCUGGGGGAGGAGCCUUCUCUAUUUACUUUUCCCCUUUGCCACUCCAAAUGGUCGCUUCUUCCAGAGUGGAAACUGGUAGCUCACUCAAAGAAAGCCAGAACCCCUGAUCUCCACCCACAUGGGUCUGUGGCUGGCUGCAGGCUGUCAGAACAGGGAAACCAAGAGACAGAGAAUAUGGGUCUGCCUGGCCACCCAGCGCCUUCCUGCCCCUUAAGCAAGCACAAAGAAGAUGAGGCAGAGAACUGUUGGAACUGCAGGUUCCUUUGGUUGCUCACAACUCAGGUAUGCACACCAUGUGGCACCCAGGCAGCAGUGCCUACUUGACUGCCAGUUCGGUGCACCCAGACCUGGGGCCAGACUGUGGCCUCUGGCUGCCUCAGGCACCCACCUCUUUGCAUAGGGUUUCCCCUCCAUUAGUAACCACAGCUAACAGACGUCCUCCACAUUGUGCACACUGGCUCUGCCUUUGUCCUCGAAAGUUUGUUAAUUGGCAUUAGCAUGAAACUUGUGGGUGCGGGAGGGUUUAGAGAGAAUUCUAACACAAAAUAUCCUAUUAAAAUUGUACUUGAGAGAUGAAAAAA
This is a messenger RNA of Loxodonta africana (African savanna elephant), 5515 nucleotides long. It is a transcript of the gene RANBP10, whose product is annotated as RAN binding protein 10. The record is from RefSeq and is a predicted model, not a curated record. Gene Ontology annotation, molecular function: protein binding. The transcript is spliced from 14 exons. Bases 440 to 2302 code for a protein of 620 amino acids. NCBI's taxonomy places the organism in Eukaryota, Metazoa, Chordata, Mammalia, Proboscidea, Elephantidae.